GCAACUGCGCCAACGUACCCGCCAGCACCUGCGCCGACGCGAUGUCUUCCGCUGACCACAAUGACCGCCUCCUUGCUCUUGUCGACGCGGGCGACACAGCAGAGAUGCAGGCCGCCCUCGCCGACCUCUCGGCUGAUGCCCUCGGAGAAUUCCUCGACGAGUGUCCGCUGCACCUGGCCAGCCGGAGAGGCCACGGAGAGGCGGUGGAGGCGCUGCUGGCUGCGGGAGCCGACCCCAACGGCCAGGCCGCCUUUGGGUGGACCCCCCUCCACUUCGCCGCGAGAGAGGGCCACGAAGCCCUGGUGGAGGCGCUGGUGAGGAGGGGCGGCGACCCCAACAGCAGGGACGCGUGGGGCAGGACGCCAAUGCACGUGGCGGCCGUUAGCGGACAGGCGUCGAUGCUGGAAGCUCUCUGUUGCUGCGAGGCGAAAGUGAACGCCGAGGACUCCGAAUGCGACACGCCCCUCCACAAAGCAGCUUCACAAGGGAAGCGUCCCGCUGUGGUCACACUCCUGGCGCUCGGGGCCUCCGUUUACAAGAAGAACAAGGAAGGAAGGACAGCGAAGGACCUAAUGGGGAUCACCUCCGCUCGGGAGUUCUUCUCCAUGGGUAGGGUACUGGCUGCAGUCGGGAAGGAGAGGACGAAAAAGUUACAGGAGGAACACGAGUAUCAAGUCUCGGAGAUGAACGAGAAGUUUACCGCCAAAGAGACGGAGGCAACCUGUCUGCAGAAGGAGGCCAGAGACCUGAGAGAAAACAUCAGGAAAAAAGAUGAGGAGAUCAGAUUGCUAAAGGAAAAACACGAGGAGCGAGUGUGGGACAUGAAUAGGAAGUAUUACGCGAAGGAGACGGAGGCGGCCGAUCUGCAGAAGGAAAACAGAGUCCUGAGGGGAUGCCUCGAAGAAAAAAAGAAGCAGAUGGGAUUGCUAAAGGAUGAAGUGUGGGACGUAAGCGGAGAAUAUGAAGCGAAGGAGGCCGAGGCAUAUGAUCUGCGGAUGGAAAACAAAGACCUGAAGAAAAAGCUAAUGGAAAAAAGAGAGGAGAUCAGAUCGCGGAUGGACCUGGGAUCCAAGAACGAAGAACUUGAAGCGAAAAUCGAUUUGCUUCAAGACAGGGUCACGUCGCUUGAAUCUUCCCAGAAACUACAUGUGCAAAGGAACCAGUGCCUAAAGACGCAGUUGGGAGAGAAGGAAAAGGAGCUUGCACAGGCCAAGGCAGAACACGCAAAAGAGGAGAAAAAUCUCAGAAGAAGGGCAGAGAGGAAAGAAGACGAGGCACAAGAGGCAAUUGAAGAGCAAAAUGAACUUCGUGAGAAGCUGAAGAAACGCAACAAAAAGAUCGAGACCCUGACGAAGCAGUUAAAAGAGAAAGACUGCAAGAUUAGAAACCUCGUUUCUCCGUUGCCAGACAAACUCAAGUCGGCGAAUUUGAGCAAAUUCUCGAGGGAAAUUCCGGGAAAAGUAGGCAGACAUGUGUCUUCACAGUCAGUAGGCAGGGACGGCUCAUGGCACGCAGCAAGCAGGAAAGCAAUAGCCAGAGAUGAGUCUCCACAAGGAGUAAGCAGCGAUGAGUCCCCUCAAGCAGAAGGCAGGAAUGAAUCUCCACAAGCAGUAAGCAGAGCUGAAUCCCCACAAGCAGCAGGCAGGGAUGAAUCUCCUCAAGCAGUAAACAGGAAUAAGUCCCCAAAAGCAGCCGGCAUGGAUGAAUCCCCACAAGCAACAGGCAGAUGUGAAUCUCCAAGCUGUGGUAGGGCUGAAUCCCGACAAGCAGCAGGCAUAGAUGAGAGAGAGAGCGCCAUUGAUAAGUAAACUAACCACGCCAUUUCUUGCCCUAAGAUGGAUAUUGCAUAUAAAACAGGGAUACCUUUCCCAUUCUCACGCCACACAGACACAUGUAUAUAUAUAUAAGUGAAUGUUUUCAUAGUUUUAUAUAUUUAUAUACAUUUACAUUCCUAUUUAUCUUCAUUCAUUAUGUGUUUUUAGAGAUCAAUUAAGUCUCUUUUAAAUGAAUUUAAAUGAUUUCGCCAUGUUCCCUUGAUAACGCCAUCCUCAUGGUCGCUACUAUAAAUUUGUAAUUAUAAUAAAUUUCAAAUAUUUACGUUUAUUCUCUCCAGGUCUAUUUUUAGAGAGAAAAGGGAAAUGAAAGUUUUAUUCUUUGCAUAAAUUCUUUGUCAAUUUAUGAUUAAUGUGAUAAAGACGCAGAUUGCAUGAAACACUCCUUUUACUGCUGUCUGAACAUUUCCUUCACAGAGAACUCAUGCUAAUGUCGCUGUGCUGUGCUAAUUCUUUCUGUGCCUAAUUUUCAUGUAUGCAACGCUGAUGCGGAUGUUUCAAAUAAGAGCAAACUUUUAUUUGUUUAUCAAGUUUUAUGGAAAUUUGCUGAUUCCAUGCUUACUCAAGAAAAGAUUACUUGUAACAAAAAUCGAUAAAGAAUUUUAGGAUAUUGAUUGCUUUUUCAACAUUUUCCAAGUUUCUUGUAAAAAUAAACCAAAAUACAUGUUUGAUUAAU
Penaeus indicus is the source of this 2508-nucleotide messenger RNA. Its product is annotated as ankycorbin-like. Gene Ontology annotation, molecular function: protein binding. Bases 42 to 1808 code for a protein of 588 amino acids. NCBI's taxonomy places the organism in Eukaryota, Metazoa, Arthropoda, Malacostraca, Decapoda, Penaeidae. The record is from RefSeq and is a predicted model, not a curated record. The transcript has 14 exons.